Messenger RNA from Aspergillus sclerotioniger CBS 115572, 742 nucleotides. RefSeq lists its product as uncharacterized. The transcript has a single exon. The record is from RefSeq and is a predicted model, not a curated record. The coding region runs from base 164 to 484 and encodes 106 amino acids. NCBI's taxonomy places the organism in Eukaryota, Fungi, Ascomycota, Eurotiomycetes, Eurotiales, Aspergillaceae.
AUUUCCUCACCUCCCUUGGUCAAAUACUUAUACCUCACCUCAGCAGAUUCAUCUCUACUAUCUAAGGUGUAGUGUACCACCACCACCACCAACUCCCUCCAGCACCGCCAACAUCAACCAGCACUAAGCCACCAUCACCGCCUCCUCCAUCAUCCCUCCCCAGAUGUGCAAAACAAGAAAAAGAAAAAUUCGAAACAAAACAAAACCAAACAACACUACCCACACACUCACACACCCACACACCCAUAAUCUUUACCACCUUCCCAAACCCAACCCCCGUACCCAACCCUCCACCACUGGCCCCAAGCGCAAAUACCAACCCGCCCCGGAACCAAAGCUGAAACCACACAUUGAUCCCUCCAUGUUGCUGACCUGCAUAUACCCCGAUACGAAUCCUGCAGGAAUGCGGCGCAACCACGCGAGUCGGUGGUUCGGAGUUCAGUGGUCCAACGCCCCGGCCCCCGACCCCCGAGCAAAACCCUAAUCGAUCUGCGUGCCAUGCCACCACCGGUCAGAUUUUAGAUGGGACUCGCGCGGGUUCGGCCCGGAAUGAUCGCUGGGAUUCGGGGGUGGAUUUUGGUUUCGGGGGGAGGGAGGGAUUAUAAAGCCCGAAUGUACCGAGAAGGGAGGAGGGGUAGUUUCUGGGCUAUGGGUGGUUAGUAGUUAUAUACUAUUCGAAAAUAGAGACUGUAUAUUGCUUCAUUUUGUUUAUUCUGGUGAGAAGUGGGAGCGAGUCGUAGGU